CCUUCUGCUACUUUUCAAUUCGGCUUCAGUAGAACUACAUGGAACCCUAAUUGCUCUCAAUUUCCACCAUUUGAUUUGAUAAUUUUCUGCUCUCUAAAUUUCAAAAUCAAGUUUACUUUUUUAUUAGCUUAAUCUCGAAUCAUGUUGAAUUUCAAUCUGGGUAAAUCUAUAUAAUUCAUGGAUGUUCAUAUUUAGCUAUAUAUAAUUCAUGGAUGUUCAUAUUUAGCUAUAUAUAAUUCAUGGAUGUUCAUAUUUAGCUAUAAAGAUUUGUUUUUUUGGAUAGAGGAAAAGUGUUUUUAGGAGAUUCUAACUCCUGAUAAUGCAGGUGGGAAUUUUCGCCUUUUCGGAUAAGUGUUAGUGCAGCUUUUAGAUUAAUAUAUAUAUGCCAUGAACCGCACCCCGGCUCAGUUUUCCCACACACCAUUCACUUUCCCUCCCUCAAUUCGUAACUCUAAUCCUAACCCCAAUGUGUUCCACUCCCAGCCGCAGAAUGCACAACCCGAAAUCAACACUCCCCAUUUGCCUCCUGACCUUUCUACUACAAUCUCAUCUUUAAGUAGCCUCAUUCGUGAAUCUUCCCGGACCCUUGACUCACUUUCCACUCUCCUCCCUGUCCCGAGCCAAAAGGAUUUUAGGGACAAUGAUUGCCUCGUUCCUUGCCCUGUUAACCCCCACCACCGUGUGCACCCCCACUCCCUUUUCUCCCACUCCCUGCGCUGCCCCCGCUCUCUCCACCACCUUCUCCCACCGCUCCAUUACCCCAAAACCCUCAAAUCCCCUGACCAGUCACAAACUGGUAAAAGUUUUAUUCAAACGCAAUACGGCUCCGACGCUGCUGAUAUGUGCUUGUCCUUGGAGCAGUACUACACAGAAUUUGGCUGCAAUUUUUUCUACCGUGAUUGCCCUGGUGUUGUUAACUCUUCCGCACUGGAUGGUUUCAACAAAACAUUCACACUUCCCUCAGUUUUGUCAGCUGAGUGUGCAAAUUUUUCCGGUAGCGAAGAGAGUGAGAUGAUGGAUUGUGACAAGGGAUGUAGUAGAUUUCUCCCAUCAGAGUCUUGGGCUAUAAGAGAAGUUCAGGGAUGGAAUGAUUAUCCUUCUAUGUACUCAAACUGUGUGCUACGUGCCAUUUUGGGGUUAGGUGUGGUUAGAGAGUGUGAUUUGGCAAUAUGGGUAAUAGCAAAUUCGCCCAAGUAUGGGAUUGUGAUUGACGUGCCCAUGAAAGAUCAUAUAGUUUUGCUCAUUACCCUGUGCUUAAGAGCAAUUGUAAGGGAAGCUUUAAGUAAGGUAAAGUAUAGAGAUUCAGAGAGUGGGCCUUUUGAGUGUCCCACUUUGGUUGAGGCAUUAGUGUGGUUGGGAUCUCAGCUUUCCAAACCCUAUGGUGAAUUGAAUGGAAAAUUAUUUGCCAUAAACAGUCUCAAGCAUUGCAUACUAGAUGCUGCCUUGGGCUCAUUAGUUUUCCCAUUGGAGCAAAAGGUGACAGAGUCUCCUACUUUAGAAGAAGGUUCAUUGAAUUCGGAGGUUGAUGGCAGUUGUGUUAAGGAUGAUGAAGUUACGAAAUCACUAAGCACUGAUGGUGCAUAUAGUAUGAUGAAGGGAAACAUUAUCAAUAAGGUGGUAUUUGUGUCCCAGGUUGCAGCAGCCAUUGCAGCAUUGCAUGAACGUUUCUUGCUAGAAGAAAAAAUUAAGGGAGAACGAGUUUCACAAACCCUCACUAGACAUCAACGAGUGCUUGAGCAUGAGUAUGUCUCACAAAGAGCUGAUGAGGAGCGGAAAAACCGAAGUCAGUAUAGACCUAUUAUUGACCAUGAUGGGCUGCCUCGGCAACAAUCAAGUAACCAGGAAACAAACAAGACCAAGACAAGAGAAGAGUUAUUGGCAGAAGAAAGGGACUACAAACGACGAAGAAUGUCAUAUCGUGGCAAAAAAGUGAAGCGUACAACUUUGCAGGUUACCAGGGAUAUUAUAGAGGAAUACAUGGAGGAAAUCAAGCAAGCUGGAGGGAUUGGAUGCUUUGAGCGAGCAACUGAAGGGCAAGGGAGCAUUCCAUUCAAACUACCUGCUGCUACUGACUUCACCACUGCUGAUGACAAUCCAACAAAAAGAAAUAAUGAGUCAGAGGGAGGUAGCCCAAGUCGUGACAGAAAACAAUCACAUUCACGCUAUGCUAUCCAUUCUACAACUUCCAGGCAUGCUUCAACUAAAGAUCAAGAGAAACCAAAACAGAGUCAUCACCGAGAAUAUCUAGAAGAUUCGAGAAGUCUCAGUAGAAACAGGCGUGACACAGAGUAUUCCAGAAGCCCAGAAAGCUCCCGAAGUCGUGGAUGGUCACAUGGGCAGAGUGAACAAGACCAUCGGCAGGGGACCAAUACCAAGCAUCAUGAAAGCAAUUGGUCAUCUAAGUAUCAUGAUAGUAGAUCAUCUUCUCUGUCAAACUCGCACCAAAAGUCAAAAAUUAAAAGGGAUGAGAAAACAUAUGAGAAUCAUCGUUCAAACUCUCGGAAGAUAAAUACUUUUGACGAUAGAUAUGAUUCCAAUACUUUUGACGAUAGAUAUGAUCCCUUGGAAUCUCAUGACAGAUAUGUAGAAGAUGUCUCUUCUAGCAAAAAGUAUGGUAGAGCAGGCAGAUAUUCAGUAAAUGAGCAAAGUCCGGAGUGCAGUUAGGAAUCAGAGUGCAAUCUGGGUACGAAGUCAUCAGGUUUCAGCAAUUUUAACUUCAUCUGUAUCCUCCUUUGUAUCCUUGACUGUUCUUUUGUUAGCUGUUAAGCAUUUAUAUCUAAAUUCAUUGAUCCUAGUUUCUUAAUCAUUCUUAUUCUGAAUAGACAAUAACAAAAUAUUGCUCGUAGUGGCUUGAUAGUUUCCAUGAAUAUCAUGGUUAUCAUUAAGACAUUAACCCUCUUAGUUGACUGAAGUCUUUCUUGUUUGUAUGUAGAUCAUCUUUUACCUUCUAGAGAAGGAAAAACCAAAUCAGAUCUAGUUAUUUCAGCAUUGAUGUGAUUUCGAAUCAUGAUAGUAAAAAUAUACUAGGGGAUGGGCUAGCUGUCUCCGUCUAGCAGAAGCUUCUCCAACAUGGGUGGAGUAUAACAUCUGAUCCAACGGAUUGUGGCAUAGUCCCCUAUACCCCAUUAAAUUAGCUGCUUUGGUUACACUGAGUGAAUGGCAUUCAAGAUUCUAGCAACUAAUUAUUGCCAUAUUCGGAGCAAGUCUAAAGCGACAUCUUUUUAAUCUGUUUGUCUAGGAGAAUAAUUUAAUAUACUGAUCCUUACCAAAGGCCAGCAAGUUCCUCUGCACAUAAGGAUUGACAGGUUUGCGGUUGGAUGCAAAGCAGAGCAUCAUACUAUUUUCCAUUUGGGAAGCUGUAAUUGCCCUCUUAAUUUUGUUAUCAUUUUAUUUAUUGAUUUAUAGAUGAAAUUUACUUGCUUUUCUCAGAUACCUGUAUUUGGUUGAAUUUACUGAAACCUCUUCUCCUUGCUUGUAGCUACAAGAACACAGCUUCUACUAGAUUGGUAAAGAAGGCAAUAUGAUGGUUGGUCAACUGCUCAAAGCUUCUCUGGCCUGCGUGAAGGUCAAGAUGAGAAAGCUGGAUGCAGCAGACUACUGGCCCUUGAGCUUUUAUUGUAUGUAAUAAUUCUUUGCUCAAAGAAUGCAGUUCAGUGCUGAUAACAAGUCCUUAUACUAGUCUUAACAUAGCGCCUGGCUUCUUCCCCCGUUUAAAUAUGCAAAUGGAAGAAAUUGUAUUCAAGUAUUCUUGCUUGGUAUUUAUAUGGAUGUUUUUGACAUUGCCAGUUUCGACUUGAAUUUCAUGUACC
Messenger RNA from Rosa chinensis, 3809 nucleotides. Its product is annotated as U11/U12 small nuclear ribonucleoprotein 48 kDa protein. NCBI's taxonomy places the organism in Eukaryota, Viridiplantae, Streptophyta, Magnoliopsida, Rosales, Rosaceae. The record is from RefSeq and is a predicted model, not a curated record.